AUGUCUGCGGAGUCCUCCGAGCUCUGUGGGGUGCGCAGUGAAGACGGUCCCCCUCCUGCUCGGGCACUGAGGGAGGAGGUUCCCCGGGGGGGGCGCAGUGAAGACGGUCCCCCUCCUGCUCGGGCACUGAGGGAGGAGGUUCCCCGGGGGGGGCGCAGUGAAGACGGUCCCCCUCCUGCUCGGGCACUGAGGGAGGAGGUUCCCCGGGGGGGGCGCAGUGAAGACGGUCCCCCUCCUGCUCGGGCACUGAGGGAGGAGGUUCCCCGGGGGGGGCGCAGUGAAGACGGUCCCCCUCCUGCUCGGGCACUGAGGGAGGAGGUUCCCCGGGGGGGGCGCAGUGAAGACGGUCCCCCUCCUGCUCGGGCACUGAGGGAGGAGGUUCCCCGGGGGGGGCGCAGUGAAGACGGUCCCCCUCCUGCUCGGGCACUGAGGGAGGAGGUUCCCCGGGGGGGGCGCAGUGAAGACGGUCCCCCUCCUGCUCGGGCACUGAGGGAGGAGGUUCCCCGGGGGGGGCGCAGUGAAGACGGUCCCCCUCCUGCUCGGGCACUGAGGGAGGAGGUUCCCCGGGGGGGGCGCAGUGAAGACGGUCCCCCUCCUGCUCGGGCACUGAGGGAGGAGGUUCCCCGGGGGGGGCGCAGUGAAGACGGUCCCCCUCCUGCUCGGGCACUGAGGGAGGAGGUUCCCCGGGGGGGGCGCAGUGAAGACGGUCCCCCUCCUGCUCGGGCACUGAGGGAGGAGGUUCCCCGGGGGGGGCGCAGUGAAGACGGUCCCCCUCCUGCUCGGGCACUGAGGGAGGAGGUUCCCCGGGGGGGGCGCAGUGAAGACGGUCCCCCUCCUGCUCGGGCACUGAGGGAGGAGGUUCCCCGGGGGGGGCGCAGUGAAGACGGUCCCCCUCCUGCUCGGGCACUGAGGGAGGAGGUUCCCCGGGGGGGGCGCAGUGAAGACGGUCCCCCUCCUGCUCGGGCACUGAGGGAGGAGGUUCCCCGGGGGGGGCGCAGUGAAGACGGUCCCCCUCCUGCUCGGGCACUGAGGGAGGAGGUUCCCCGGGGGGGGCGCAGUGAAGACGGUCCCCCUCCUGCUCGGGCACUGAGGGAGGAGGUUCCCCGGGGGGGGCGCAGUGAAGACGGUCCCCCUCCUGCUCGGGCACUGAGGGAGGAGGUUCCCCGGGGGGGGCGCAGUGAAGACGGUCCCCCUCCUGCUCGGGCACUGAGGGAGGAGGUUCCCCGGGGGGGGCGCAGUGAAGACGGUCCCCCUCCUGCUCGGGCACUGAGGGAGGAGGUUCCCCGGGGGGGGCGCAGUGAAGACGGUCCCCCUCCUGCUCGGGCACUGAGGGAGGAGGUUCCCCGGGGGGGGCGCAGUGAAGACGGUCCCCCUCCUGCUCGGGCACUGAGGGAGGAGGUUCCCCGGGGGGGGCGCAGUGAAGACGGUCCCCCUCCUGCUCGGGCACUGAGGGAGGAGGUUCCCCGGGGGGGGCGCAGUGAAGACGGUCCCCCUCCUGCUCGGGCACUGAGGGAGGAGGUUCCCCGGGGGGGGCGCAGUGAAGACGGUCCCCCUCCUGCUCGGGCACUGAGGGAGGAGGUUCCCCGGGGGGGGCGCAGUGAAGACGGUCCCCCUCCUGCUCGGGCACUGAGGGAGGAGGUUCCCCGGGGGGGGCGCAGUGAAGACGGUCCCCCUCCUGCUCGGGCACUGAGGGAGGAGGUUCCCCGGGGGGGGCGCAGUGAAGACGGUCCCCCUCCUGCUCGGGCACUGAGGGAGGAGGUUCCCCGGGGGGGGCGCAGUGAAGACGGUCCCCCUCCUGCUCGGGCACUGAGGGAGGAGGUUCCCCGGGGGGGGCGCAGUGAAGACGGUCCCCCUCCUGCUCGGGCACUGAGGGAGGAGGUUCCCCGGGGGGGGCGCAGUGAAGACGGUCCCCCUCCUGCUCUGGCACUGAGGGAGGAGGUUCCCCGGGGGGCCCCUUCAUCGCGCCGGAGUCUUGAUUACAAGUGUUGUGGAAUUCAUUAG
Molecule: messenger RNA, 2001 nt
Organism: Nanorana parkeri
Lineage: Eukaryota; Metazoa; Chordata; Amphibia; Anura; Dicroglossidae
Product: basic salivary proline-rich protein 2-like
Exons: 1
Coding region: 1-2001 (666 amino acids)
Source: RefSeq, a predicted model, not a curated record